Messenger RNA from Callorhinchus milii (elephant shark), 2588 nucleotides. It is a transcript of the gene ikbkb, whose product is annotated as inhibitor of nuclear factor kappa B kinase subunit beta. The record is from RefSeq and is a predicted model, not a curated record. Bases 293 to 2527 code for a protein of 744 amino acids. Lineage: Eukaryota; Metazoa; Chordata; Chondrichthyes; Chimaeriformes; Callorhinchidae. The transcript is spliced from 23 exons. Gene Ontology annotation, cellular component: cytoplasm; IkappaB kinase complex. Gene Ontology annotation, molecular function: IkappaB kinase activity; ATP binding. Gene Ontology annotation, biological process: positive regulation of transcription by RNA polymerase II; peptidyl-serine phosphorylation; tumor necrosis factor-mediated signaling pathway.
GGGAAGCUGUGUUACUCUGUCAGUUACUCUGUCGGUAACACAGUCGCAGUCAUCGUGGUAACCGGUGAGGCCGGGGCUGUGAUGAGCAAAGGAUACGCAGCGCAGGUGCUUUGCCCAGAAAGGAGGCGUUAGGAGACGGGAGACACAACAACAGUAAACCGGGCGGAAGCCUCUCCGGCGCGAAGGGGCUUCGGGACGUCCCUCCUGAUGUGAGAGACGCUGUGUCAAACGGAAGGAUAAUUAUCCUUGCUGGUUUCUGUCCCGAGGCUUGGCUGCGAGCGAGAGCGAGAGCAUGAGUCGCCCGCACACCAUGCAGAACCAGACCUGUGGGCCCUGGGAGAUGAAGGAGCGAUUGGGGACGGGAGGUUUUGGCAAUGUCAUCCGAUGGUGCAACAAGGAGACCGGCCAGGAGAUCGCCAUCAAACAAUGUCGUCAGGAGCUGAGCCCUCGCAACCGCGAGCGAUGGUGUUUGGAGAUCCAGAUCAUGAAGAAGCUGAAUCAUCGGAACGUGGUCGCGGCCCGGGAUGUUCCUGAGGGAAUGCAGAAACUGGCCCCCAACGACCUGCCGCUGCUCGGCAUGGAGUUCUGUGAGGGUGGAGACCUCCGUAAGUUCCUAAACAAGUUGGACAACUGCUGUGGGAUGCGGGAGCCGCUUGUUCUGUCGCUGCUGACGGACAUCGCCUCUGCUCUUCGCUACCUGCACGAAAACCGGAUCAUCCACAGGGACUUAAAGCCGGAGAAUAUCGUGAUUCAGCAGGGAGACCAAAGGUUAAUCCACAAAAUCAUUGACCUGGGCUAUGUGAAGGAGUUGGAUCAAAGCAGUCUGUGUACGUCCUUUGUGGGGACCCUACAAUAUUUGGCCCCAGAGCUCCUGGAGCAGCAGAAGUACACGGUGACGGUGGAUUACUGGAGCCUCGGGACGCUGGCCUUCGAGUGUAUCAUGGGAUUUCGGCCCUUCCUACCAACCUGGCAGCCCGUCAACUGGCACGGGAAAGUCAAACACAAGAGUCAGACAGAUAUCGUGGUGAUGGAGGACAUGAACUCUGAGGUGGUGUUUUCCAGUCAGCUCCCCGAGCCCCACAACCUCAACAGUGAGCUGUCGGGACGACUGGAGCUGUGGCUACAGGUGAUGUUGAAGUGGAACUCGAAGCAGCGCGGAGUGGACCCCACCCACGGGCCACACGGCUGCUUUAAGGCCCUGGACGACAUAGUGGAGAUGAAGUUUGUGCAGGUGCUGGACAUGCGGGCGGGGCGGGGGCACACCUGGACGCUGUGCGAGGGGGCCGGGGUGCCAGGACUGCAGCGCUGGCUCCAGUCUCACACCGGAGUCACCGAGGAAAGCCAAGAGCUGCUGCUGGAGACGGGAACCAGUUUGGACCCCCGGAAGGCUCUCAGCGACUGUCUGCCCGACCCCAAGAGUCCUGGCAGCCGUGUUGAAUUCCCUGUGGUUUAUCUGUUUGAUAAAACCCUGACCAGCUACGAGGCACCAGUCAAUGUCCGCAGACCCCCUCCUGCCGUCAGCUUCAUCCUCCAGGACCCGAAGAAGAUGCUGUCGUACCUACUGCUGCGCAGGGCAUGGGGGCAGAGCUGGCACCUCAUCCGCUGCCUGAAGGAUGACUGUACCCGUCUCCAACAGGGGCAGCGGGCAGCCAUGCUGAGCUUGCUGCGCUAUAACGGCAGUCUGUCCAAGCUGAAGAACAGUAUGGUGUCCAUGUCCCAGCAGCUCAAAGCCAAGCUCGACUUCUUCAGGUUCAGCAUCCAGAUCGACCUGGACAAGUACAGCGAGCAGAUGGCGUUCGGCAUCACCUCGGAGAAGAUGGUUGCCGCCUGGAACGAGAUGCAGCUGAAGGCGGACGGUUGUGGCCGCAGGAGUGACGCCCUGAGGUUGGAUGAACAGACAAUGCUGCUCCAGACGGACAUUGUGGAGUUACAGCGGAACCCCCGGCAUGGGGACUCGCUGGAGACACUGGAGGAGGCCGCCAUGGAUCUGUACCGGAAACUGCGGGAGAAACCUAGAGAACAGCGUGUCCCUGGUGACAGUCAGGAGAUGGUGAGGAUCAUUCUACAAACCCUACAGACCUUCGAGAAGAAGGUGAAAGACAUCUACGAGCACCUCAGUAAGACGCUGGCCUGUAAGCAGAAGGUAAUCGAUCUGCUGCCCCAGCUGGAGGGCGUGUUACAGCUGAUGGCGGACGAUGAGAAGCUGGUGGUCAAGCUGCAGGAGAAGAGGCAGAAGGAGCUCUGGCACUUACUGAAGAUCGCCUGUAGCAAGGUGCGAGGCCCGGUGAGCGGGAGCCCGGAGAACGUCAGCGCCGGCCGGCUGUCUGCCCCCAGCCAACCCGUGUCCCCAGCCCAAACUGACCCCGGCAUCCCCUUUCCCGAGAAAUCAAAACACGAUGAGGAGUCUCUGGUGGUGAUUGAAGAGAGCAAGAGCCACCAAAACCAGCUGCACAGCGUCCUGCAGGACACCAUUCAGGACUACGACUCGCUACAGUUGCUGGAUUGGAGUUGGCUUCCAACUCAAUGAGGAAAUAUCUGGAGUCUAAGAUUUGCCGUGGGGGCCUCUUCUCUCCCUAUCCCCCCCGACC